This is a messenger RNA of Rhagoletis zephyria (snowberry fruit fly), 11234 nucleotides long. The record is from RefSeq and is a predicted model, not a curated record. Lineage: Eukaryota; Metazoa; Arthropoda; Insecta; Diptera; Tephritidae.
CUUCAUCAUCGGCUUCCACCUCGGCUGCCGGCAACCAGCGCGCCUUCUGGAUCGGCUUUCAGUCGAUUGACCAGCUGAGCACGAACACCAUCGAGUCGGCGAGCGGCCGCUUCGUCUCCAAGUACGUCGGCUUUUGGGCCUACGAUGAACCUAAUGUGGCCGCCGGCCAGUGCGUCCGCGCGAAGGUCAUUGAAGGAGGCGGAGGUGGCUCGAGAGGCAGCGAGUGGUCUCUGGCCGAAUGCGAAGACCUCCUCCCCUUUGUCUGCCAGCGACAGACCUGCCCGGCGGGGGCCUUCCACUGCAGCAACGGCAAGUGCGUCGCCGGCAGCUUCCGCUGCGAUGGCAGCGAUGACUGCGAGGACAACUCCGACGAGGCCGAUUGUCCGCGGAAGUGCACCUACUACCUGCAGAGCAGCGGCGACAAGGUGGUCAGCCCCAAUUACCCGAACAAGUACGAGCCGAAUGCGGACUGCAAGUGGACGCUGGAGGGCCCGGUCGGCAGCGGCAUGGUCCUCCAGUUUAGCGAGUUCGACACCGAGGUCAACUUUGACCAGGUGUCGAUUCUGGUCGGUGGGCGGACGGAGGAGACCAGCACGACGCUGGCCACCCUUUCCGGUCACCAGAAUAUAACGUCAGCUCGAAGUGGGGGCGAAAUCUCGAUGCCGCCCUUCAAGACGGCCAGCAAUCUGAUGAUUGUCAAGUUCCGCUCGGAUGCGGCCGUUGAGAAGCGGGGCUUUCGGGCCUCCUGGAAGACGGAACCACUUAAGUGUGGUGGGGAGUUUUUCGCCAUGCCCAGCAGCAGCCAUCAUCAAGGAGGAGGAGGAGGGGGAAGUUCGGGAGUUCAGACGAUCAGCUCGCCCCAUUACCCGUCUUCCUACCCGGGCGGCCUGGAGUGCGUCUACGUGAUCACCGCACCGCAGGGGAAGACGGUGACGCUGGAGCUGACCGAGCUGGACGUCGACCCGGAGAAGGGCGACUACCUCCUCAUCAGAGAUGGGCCCAACUCUCAGUCCGCUCCGCUGGCCCGCUUCACCGGAAACCUCACCGCCACGCUGCGCCCCUCCCACGAGCGUCGCGGCUUUGGCGUGAAGACCAAGCCCACGGGGCUGACGUUGACCGCCUCCUCCGGGCGAAUGACGCUGCUCUUCAGGACGAACGCCCUCAAGGCGGCCCGCGGCUGGUCGGCCAACUUUAGCGCCGACUGCCCGCCGCUGAAGAUUGGCCGCAAUGCCAUCGCCUCCGCCCGCGGCUCAAUGUACGGCAGUCGGGUGGUGUUCACCUGUCCGCUGGGGCAGGAGUUUAGCACGGGGGCGGUGCGGCUGGAAACGGCCUGUCAGAUGGGCGGCAGGUGGUCGCUGGAGGCGGUGCCCAACUGCCAGGAGCGGUACUGCGGGCCGGUGCCGCAGAUUGACAAUGGCUUUGCGGUGGGCGCCACUAAUGUCACCUAUCGGGGGGUGGCCACCUAUCAGUGCUAUGCAGGAUUUGCCUUCCCCUCCAACUACCGCACCGAGUCGAUUCGCUGCGGCGAGGACGGCCGCUGGGAGAAGCUGCCCAUCUGCCUUGCCUCCAGCUGUCCACCCCUGCCGGAGACGCCCCAUGCCAUUCAGACGAUAAUGGCCGGCUCGCGGAAUCGCUCCUACGGAACGAUAGUCCGCUUUGAGUGCGAGUCGGGCUACCACCGACGGGGCGUUCCCGUCAUUGUCUGCACCAGUGUAGGUCAGUGGAGCGGCCAGCCGCCGAUCUGUGAGCGGGCUCGCUGUCCGACGCUGCCGGAAAUUCGAAACGGGUACAUUCCCGCAUCCAGUACUAACGAUUUGGACGUCAAAUUUGGCGACGAGCUGCGCGUCUUCUGCAACCGAGGCUACCGCCUGGAGGGCCACUCGAUCAUUCGCUGCGCCGGAAAUCAGUCCUUUGCCAAUGUGCCCUCCUGCGUGGACAUUGACGAGUGCGGCGGAACUACCUGCGACAUGGCCAGCACCCGCUGCACCAACACCGACGGCGGCUUCUUCUGCAAGUGCAAGCCCGGCUUUGAGCCCAAUCUCAACUGCCGCCCAGUCUCCGAUCUAGGCCUGAGCACGGGCGCCAUUCCCGACGUCUCCAUUCGCGUCUCCGGCACUGAGGCGGGCUACUCCAAGGCGGACAUUCGCCUGGACACCUCUUCUCGAAGUUCAACUUCCGGUUCCGGCGGAAGCGGCGGAAACGGCUGGUGCGGCGCCUCGCAGCGCCUGGGCGAGAACUGGGUGCAGGUGGACCUGCGCGCCGCUGUAGUGAUCCGCGGCUUCCGCAUUCAGUCGGUGCAGCGCCUGCGUCCAUUGACGACCACCUCCAUUGAAGGUGGGCACUCCCAGGCCUACCCGAUGACCGUCCGCCUGCAGUACGCCGACGACCUGACCGACCUCUUCCGCGACUACUCGGACAUUGGCGGGCGGCCGGUGCAGUUCCGCCUGGCGCCCAACGGCGGCUCGGGCCUCUCCAUCGUCAACCUGCCCAUUCCCCUGGAGGCGCGGUACAUUCGCAUCGUCAUCAUGGAGUUUGCCGUCGCCCCCUGUAUGCGCUUCGAGCUGAUGGGCUGCAGUCGGCAGGACUGCCUGGACGUGAAUGAGUGCCUGGAGCGGAACGGGGGCUGCGACCAGCGGUGCGUCAACUCACCUGGGUCCGCUAGCUGCCACUGCAAUGUCGGCUAUGAACUUUAUACCGCAAACGGAACAGCAGGCUUCACCAUACCUCCCUCGGAAACGGGCACCCGCGAUGGGGACACCUACCGGCUGAAUAAGACCUGCGUCCCCCGGCAGUGUCCCCCGCUGGCCGCCCCCGAGAAUGGCCAGCUGCUGAACACGGCGGCGAGGCAUCAUUACGGCGAUGUGGUGACCUUUAGCUGCGAUUUCGGUUACGUGAUGACCGGCGGGUCGAGGGCGCUGGCCUGCGGCCCGAAUGGCGCCUGGAACGGCACCGCCCCGGAGUGUCACUAUGCGCAGUGUUUGGCCCUUUCAGACGACCCAUCGCAGGGGCUGAAGUUGGAGUACGAGCAGCUGAACAGUGGUGAAGGAAACGGAAAUGGAAAUGGAAACUCUCCCGCCAAGCUGGUCCCCUACCUCAGUCGGGCGAAUGUGAGCUGCAGUGAGGUGGGCCGACCUAAUGCCGGGACGGCACUUUCCACCCGCCGACAGUGCGUCUACGAUCCGCGAGAGGGACGGCCGGAGUUUUGGUUCAGCGGUGCGCCCCCGUCCUGUCCGAAGGUGGACUGCGGCAAGCCGAUGGACACCACCGGGUCGACGUACGGUUUCUUCGUGGACACGCAGUACAAAUCCAACUUUUACUUUGGCUGCGACGAGACCUUCACCAUCGGCGGCAAGACCAGUCGCUCCGACAGCACCGUCCGCUGCUCCGCCAAGGGCCACUGGGACUUUGGGGACCUCCGCUGCGAGGGCCCCGUCUGCGUCGACCCGGGCCACCCGGCGGAUGGCACCCAGCUGGCGACCAGCUACGAGCACGGCUCUCAGGUGCGCUUUGCCUGCAACCGACCCGGCUAUGUCCCCCUUACCUCUGAGCCAAUUACCUGCGUCAAGGAGGCGGACUGCAGGGUGAUCCGGCCGCUGGGCAUCACCUCGGGGGCGAUUCACGACCAUUCGAUCAACGCCAGCAGCUACCGAAUCAACUACGAGCCGAGGAAGGUUCGGCUGCACUCGGCCACCGGCUGGUGCGCCGACCCCAAGAAGAAGGAGGCCUUCCCCUAUCUCCAGGUCGACCUAGGUCGGGUCCAUCGAAUUCGAACGCUGCUGGUGAAGGGCGUCAUCACGCCGGACAUUGUGGGCCGCCCCACUGAGCUGCGCUUCUUCUACAAACGAGCGGAGACGGACAACUUUGUCGUGUACUUUCCCAACUUUAACCUCACCUACCGGGAGGAGGCAGGGAACUAUGGGGAGCUCACAGCGUUGACCCUUCCCUCUACUAUUGUCGCUCGGUACGUCAUCCUCGGCAUCACCUCCUACCAGACGAAUGCCUGCCUGAAGUUUGAGCUGCUCGGCUGCGAAGAGCCCGGUAAGAAGGACGAGCCGGUGCUGCUCGGCUUCAACGGCGCCGCGCCGGCCUGUGUCGACCGGGAGCCGCCCCGCUUCGCUAACUGCCCCACCACUCCGAUCAUCGUCAGCAAGAGUCCCACGCUGGGCAUUCUUCCGGUGAACUUCACCGUCCCGACGGCCACUGACAACAGCGGCUACAUUGCCCGCUUCGAGGUGAGCCCCCUCGGCUUCCGCCCGCCGGUCACCAUCUUCAACGACACCUCGGUGGAGUACACCGCCUACGACUCGGACGGCAAUGUGGCCGUCUGUCGGGUGAACAUCACCGUACCGGAGACCACUCCCCCCGCCCUCAGCUGCCCGCAGUCGUACGUCAUUGAGCUGAUUGAGCAGCGGGACGUCUACGAGAUUGCCUUUGCCAAUGAGACGCGGCGGCUGAUCAACGCCACCGAUGAAUCGGGCGAAGUGAGGAUCACCUUUGACCCGCCGGCGGCCUCCAUUCCCAUGAAGGGCUACCGCAAUGUGACCGUCCUGGCGGUGGACCGUUUCGGUAAUGAAGCGAGCUGCCACUUUCAGGUAUCGGUGCAGCCGAUGGCCUGUGUGCCGUGGUCGCUGGUUCGGCCGGCAAAUGGGGAGGUCGCCUGUCGGCAGAACGAGCUGGCGAAUGGGUACCGCUGUGCGUCCAAGUGUAAUACCGGAUACCGCUUCGUGGACGGCGACUCGGUGAAGAUCUACGAGUGCACCGCCUCGGGCACCGGCAGCGUCAGCGUCCACUGGUCCCCUGCCAACGUCAUCCCUGACUGCGUCCCGGAGCCGGUCAGCCCGGAGGACGACUCCAACUACGACGUCCAGGCGACGAUUCACUACCGCAGCGGCGGCUUUGCGCCCGCCUCCUGCAUCGCCGCCUACCAAAGCUACGUGGCCAGCUUCUUCCGCCAGCUGAAUGAGCUGCUCUCGAAGCGGUGUGAGGCGGCCACCGGCACCAAAAUUGACGUCCACUUUGCCAACAGCAGCGUGGCGAUGAAGGCCGACACGAAUGAGCUGUCGAUUACCUACGUGCUGCGGAUUGAUACCAGCGCCCGGCAGCGCUCCUUUUACGAGCACUGCGGCAUGACGCUGGGCAUUGCCUUUGACCUGAGCGUGCCGAGCUCCUCGCACAUCAUCGAAUCGCUGCUCAAUAUUGACACGCAGCAAGUGAGCAGCUGUCCCAGUUUGAAUGCCCUGCGCUCCUCGGUGGAACGCGGCUUCACCUGCCGCCCCGGCGAGGUGCUGAACGCCCUGAACGCCACCGAGUUUGAGAAGAAGAUUCCCCGGUGUCUGCAGUGCGCCGCCGGCACCUACGCCUCCGAAGACAUGCGCCGCUGUCUCCCCUGUCCCCUGGGCUGGUACCAGGACACGGGGCGGGCACCGGUCUGUCGCCAGUGCCCCGAGGGAACCUUCACCAAGUCGGAGGGCAGCAAGGGCGUCGGCGAGUGCAUUCCCGUCUGCGGCUACGGCACCUACUCCCCCACCGGCAUGGUGCCCUGUCUGCAGUGCCCGCUGAACACCUACUCGGGCGCCCCGCCGAAGGAGGGCUUCAAGGAGUGCGCCGCCUGCCUGGGCGCCACCUUCACCUACGCCCCGGGCUCGGUGUCCAUUGCGCAGUGCAAGAUCCGCUGUCCGCCGGGCACCUACUCGGAGACCGGUCUGGAGCCCUGUGCCCCCUGCCCGACGAACCUUUUCCAGGAACGGGAGGGCCAGACCACCUGCCACGAGUGCUCCGGCCUGGAGAGGACCCUCCGCCCAGGGGCCCUCAGCCGGGAGGCCUGCGUCAAGAGCGACUGCUCGGCAAAGUGCGAAAACGGGGGCGUCUGCGUGGUGACCCGCCACGAACCGUACUGCUACUGUCCGGCCGGCUUCACCGGCCGCCUCUGCGAGGUGGACGUCGACGAGUGCGCCUCCGCCCCCUGCUUCAACGGCGCCACCUGCGUGGACCACCCGCAGGGCUACAGCUGUCGCUGCCCGGCCGGCUUCAGCGGCCUGCAGUGCGAGAUUGAGCGGGACGAGUGCAACCUCGUCUCCUCAAACGGAAAAGCACAGCUGGAAGAAGUCUGCCCGGAGAAGUCAAUGUGCCAAAAUCUGCCCGGCAUCGGCCAGGUGAACUGCCUCUGUCGAUCAGGCUACGAGGGCCACAACUGCAAUGUCACCAUCAACCCGUGUUCGUCCUCUUCGGAGGGGGCGAACCCCUGUGAAAACGAGGCCGUCUGCGUGCCGCUCCUCCAAGGUCGCUACCACUGCCAGUGUCAGCCGGGCUGGACUGGAACCCACUGCUCGGUGAACAUUGACGACUGCGCCGAUGAGCCCUGUCUGCUGGGGGCGAAGUGCACCGACCUGGUGGCCGACUUCAAGUGCGACUGUCCGCCCGGUUUCACCGGGAAGCGCUGCGAGGAGAAGAUUGACCUGUGCAGCAGCCCUGGAAGCAGCACCGGAAGCUCCGGAAACAACGUCCAGUCCAGUCCCUGCGGCCCUCACGGCCUCUGCGUGGACCGGCUCUUCUUCCACGAGUGCAUCUGCCAGCCCGGUUGGACGGGCGCCCGCUGCGAGGAGAACAUCGACGACUGCGCCAGCUCCCCCUGCGAAAACGGCGCCGAGUGCGUCGACCUGGUGGAUGGCUUCCGGUGCGUCUGCGACGCCGACUCCUUCACCGGCAGCCGCUGCCAGCACGAGAUUGACGCCUGCGAGGGGGCGCCCUGUCAGAAUGGCGGCACCUGCCUCGACCAGGCGGUCGGCUUUGCCUGCCAGUGCAAGCCCGGCUACGUCGGUCUGCAGUGUGAGGCGGAAGUGGACGAGUGCGUCUCCAAUCCCUGUUCCCCGCUGGGCACGGAGCGGUGCGUCGACCUGGACAACGCCUUCCGCUGCGCCUGCCACGACGGCUUUGCGGGCGAGUUCUGCGAGACGAACGUCGACGACUGCGCCAGCAGCCCCUGCCUGAAUGGGGGCACCUGCACCGACCAGAUCAACGGCUACCGCUGCCUCUGUCCACUCGGCUGGAGCGGCCUCCGCUGCGAGAAGGACGUCGGCAUGUGCGACAGCAGCCCCUGCCACAAUGCGGCCAAGUGCGUCGACCUCUUUCAGGACUACUUCUGCGUCUGCCCCAGCGGCACGGACGGGAAGCGCUGUCAGACGGCGCCGCAGCGGUGCAUCGGCAAUCCCUGUCAGAAUGACGGGCAGUGCCAGGACUACGGCUCCGGUCUGAACUGCAGCUGCCCGGCCAAGUACGGCGGCAUCGGCUGCCAGUACGAGUUCAGGGCCUGCUCCGCCGGGGACCGCUGUCAGAAUGGGGCCACCUGCGUGGACAAGCCCGAUGGCGGAUAUCAGUGCCUCUGUGCGGCGGGUUUCACCGGCCCCAACUGCGAGGAGGACAUUGUCGACUGUCAGCCGACCAGCUGCCCGCCGUCUGCGACCUGCAUCGACCUGACCAAUGGUUUCCACUGCCGCUGCCCCUUCAACAUGACCGGCGAGGACUGCCGCAAGCCGAUCAACAUCGACUAUGACCUGUACUUCAACGACCGCUCGAGGGCGUCCAACGCCGCGCUGACGACUCCGUUUGCGCUGGAGCAGGCCGGCGCGAUGACCAUCGGCCUGUGGGUGCAGUACCAGGUGGCGGAGCUGAAGGGCGCCUACUUUACGCUCUACGAGGUGGACUCUCCGUACGUGGUGAGCAAGCUCAAGCGACCGCUGCUUCAAGCGAACCACGAGGGCGUCCUGGUGUCCCUCUUCAAGGAUGGCGGAAGCGGCGGUGGAAAUGGAAACGGAGGUGGAAAGCUCUCCUCUGACGUCUUCCUGCCCUACCUGGAGAAUGUGCCCAUCAACGACGGCCAGUGGCACUACAUUAACAUCAUCUGGAACGGCGCGGAGGGCGGCAGUCUGAUGCUGGUCACUGACACGGCGGUCGCUAGCACCGUCGCCGACUACGGAACCGGGGGGCGACUUCCCGCCUACGGCUGGGUCGCCCUGGGAGCCCCCUUCGAAGACGAACUCCCCCGACUGGGCGAAGGCUUCCACGGCCGCCUCAGUCGCGUCAACCUGUGGAACCGGCCGCUGGACAUGGCCGUGGAGAUUCCCUCGCAGAUUCGCAGCUGCAAAAACGCCCCGGUCAUCUACAGUGGCCUGCUGCUCCGCUGGACGGGCUACGACUCGGUGCUGGGCACGGUGGAGCGAGUGGGCCCGGGCCGCUGUGGCGAGCACGUCUGCCCGAACGGCUACAGCGGCGAGGACUGCCGGACGCUGGAGCAGGACAAGACGCCGCCGGAGGUGCUGCACUGCCCGCCGGACAUGUGGGUCAUCUCGGCGAAUACCAGCACCAUCGUCCACUGGGACGAGCCGGCCUUUGUGGAUGACCUCCGCUCGCUGGACGUCGUCGAGGUGGAGCGCAUCAAGUCGGGCGACUCGCUGAAGAAGGGCGUCUACGACCUCAGUUACCUGGCGACGGAUGCGGGCGGCAAUACGGCCCGCUGCGACUUUCAGGUGCACGUCAUGCGGGAGUUUUGCCCGCUGCCGGAGCCCCCGGUGAAUGGAAGUCGCGAGUGCUCAGACUGGGGCCCGGGUGGCCGCUUCAAGACCUGUACCAUCAAGUGCAAUCACCCGGGGCUGCACUUUAGUGAGCCGGUGCCGAAGUUUUACGUCUGCGGAGCGGAGGGCUUUUGGCGGCCGACGGCGCUGGACAAUGAUCUAAGUACGCCGAGUGGUGCACCGGACGCCUCGCCGCUCGUCUUUCCCGCCUGCUCGCCGCGCCAUUCGGCGCAGCGCAUCUUCCGCCUGGUGAUGAACUUUCCGACGGCCAGCUCGGUGGGCGUCUGCUCCGAGUCGGGCAAGAAGAUUCUGACCGGGCGGGCGGUGGAGAGCAUCAAUCGGGUGGACCGGGCGUGGAAGAUUUGCGCCGACUCGCCGCGGGGCAACUGCAAGGGCCUCUCCAUCUCGGUGAAGUGCAUCAAGGGUGGCGGAAAUGGUGGUCAAACUCCUGCUCAAAUCAGCGGUGGACACUCACUAAACAACCGAGUCACAAGAGCGGCAGAAGGCGGCGGCGGCUCUUCAGGAGGAAUCGACCAAGGGGGCGAGGAGCACCAGCCCGAGGUGUACAGCCUCGAGGUGAGCUUCCCCGCCAAUAAUGAUCCCAUCGUGGCGGCCACCUCUGGUUCAUCAUCCUCUUCAUCCUCCUCUGGAUCCUCUUCAUCAAACAACAACAACAACGGAAACAAUGGCAACGGCGGUGGUGGUGGUGGCCAGGACAAGGACAGCCUGGAGGCGAUCAUCCGCCGGGCGGUAGUGGAGUCGGCCAUCUUCGACGUCCGCGACACGCUGCCCAAUGUGGUGCCCGACCUGACCAGUCUGACGCUGGUCACCGAGUACGCCUGUCCGCCGGGCCAGGUGGUGAUCGGCAAUGCCUGCGUCGAGUGCGGCCAGGGCACGUACUUUGACAGCUCGGCGGGGGUGAACGGCGCCGGUGGGCGGUGCGUGAAGUGCGAGGUGGGCAGCUACCAGGACGGCCUGGGGCAGCUGCAGUGCAAGGCCUGUCCGGUGAUUGGCGACCGCCAGGGCGUCACCGUGUCCCGUGGCGCCCGCCACGUGGCCGAGUGUCGGGAGCGGUGUCCCCGGGGACGGUACUACGACCUGGCCAGUGGUGGUGGCGGAAGUGGUGGUGGCGGAUGCAAGGCCUGCGGCUACGGCUUCUACCAGCCGGCGGAGGGCGCCUUCAGCUGUGUGGCCUGCGCCACCGGGCUGACGACGCGAAGCGCCGAGGCGGUCUCGGCGAAGGAGUGCAGACCGGAGUGCAACGCCGGCUACCAACUUUCCUCGACCGGAAACUGCGAGGCCUGCCCGGUCGGCUUCUACCGCACCCGAGGCCAGCCCUCCUGUGAGGCCUGUCCGCCGGGCUUCACCACCGGCGACACUGCCGCCGUCAACAUUGGCAUGUGUAGUCUGGAAAUCUGCACCGUGGGCCACUACCUGAACCGGUCCACCGGCGAGUGCACCGCCUGUCCGAAGGGCACCUUCCAGGACGUGGAACAGCGCGACCCGAGCUGUCAGUCCUGCCCGCCGAACUCCACCACCAGCGGCCUGGGCAGCUCCUCGGUGGAGCAGUGCAGCAAUCCCUGCCUGAUCAAGGACCGCAUGCAGCUGUGUCCGGUCAACUCGCAGUGCGAGGCGCCCGCCGUCGGCUCGGAGGACUUCCGCUGCGUCUGCAAGGAGGGCUUCAAGGAGGCCGCCUAUGGCUCCUUUGAUGAGUCCAGCAACUCCAUUGUCAGCAGCCAUUCGGACAUGUCCUCCGCCUCCUCCUCAGUGCCAGCCUCGCCGGUGUGCAUUGACAUCUGCGAUGAUUACUGCAUCAACGGCGGCAAGUGUCACUGGCAGUCGGGCAUGAAGAAGCCCCGUUGCGAGUGUCUGAUCAACUUCUACGGCGACCGGUGCGAGCGCAAGUCGGAGCUGAUUUACAUUGCCGGCGGCAUCGGCGCCGCCGUCUUCUUCAUCAUCUUCAUCGUCCUCCUCAUCUGGAUGAUCUGCGUGCGGACGGCCACCCGCGGGCCGGGAGGACUCACCAAGAAGAUGUCCAUGCACACCAUUCCCAGACCGGGCUCGGCGGCCAACUUCUACUACGGCGCACCGGCCCCCUAUGCGGAGAGCAUCGCCCCGUCGCACCACAGCACCUACGCGCACUACUACGACGACGAGGACGACGGCUGGGAGAUGCCCAACUUCUACAAUGAGACGUACAUGAAGGAGAGUCUGCACAACAGCAAGUCCAACAAUGGGACGCUGCAGGGCAUCGCCAACCCCUCCAUCUACAGCACCACCAACAAGGAGGACCUCUACGAUCGGCUGCGCAAGCACCAGUACAUGGGCAAGAAGGGAGAACUGAAGCUCACUCGAAAGCGGACCACCACCACCGAUCAUCGGCGGCUAAGCCCCGAGGAGGCGAUUCAGGCGGCGAUGGACCGCUUCCACUCCUCCUCAGUGCCCGACUCGCUGCCCUGUCGGGAGGCGCAGUUCGAGGACAUCUACGCCUUUGUGGAGCAGAAGCUGCACGACGGCGAGGGCGGGUGCAUGUACAUCAGCGGCGUGCCGGGCACCGGGAAGACGACGACGCUGUACGAGGUGAAGCGGACGCUGGAGGCGAAUCGCCGCCACCUGCCCGCCUUCAAGAACUCACCGGCCAAAAGCGCUCCGUCUCUCAGGCGCUAA